This is a messenger RNA of Neodiprion fabricii, 2356 nucleotides long. Its product is annotated as trypsin-1-like. Gene Ontology annotation, biological process: proteolysis. NCBI's taxonomy places the organism in Eukaryota, Metazoa, Arthropoda, Insecta, Hymenoptera, Diprionidae. The record is from RefSeq and is a predicted model, not a curated record. Gene Ontology annotation, molecular function: serine-type endopeptidase activity. The coding region runs from base 268 to 1326 and encodes 352 amino acids. The transcript has 7 exons.
GGUAUCUCCUAGCAGCAGCGCGUUGAUAGACGAAACUUUGACCGAUAAUUCUUCCCGUUGAGAUUUCGCGAGAGUAUUUACGUUGAAUUAACAUAUUGGCCGGGCAUGAAUUUUCACCGGUCAUUCCCGCCAGUCGAGUAUUUCGUAUAAAUAAAGAUGUAGCACGGAAUUAAAGCCUGUGUGAAAGUGCCCGCGGCCUCAGUAGCAAGUGAGAUAUAGAAUCAAAUUGAUUUCAACGUCUUGUCGUCUAGUGCCUUCCGAAUAGCCAUGGUGAGGAGUUCGACCAUCGUCCGUAACGCGGGGACCUUAUUAUGUCUGAUUGCCGUGACCCUGGCCCCCAAUAUUCAUGCGGACAACCAGGAUUUCAAUCAACAGUCGCAUCCUUUGAUCACGGAAGGUUCGAAGCUGGUGAAUUCAACUGGUGUUAAUCCGAACAACCAGCAAAUUGACAAGGGACUCUGGGAAUGGGUUACUUCGAUCUUCAACAAACCCAGUCAGAAUCCGAUCCCAACCGCUCCCCCAAUCGUUGAGCCAGUUGCACCACCGGAAAAUUGUCCAGCUUGCAAGUGCGGAUUGACGAAUAAACAUAAUAGGAUCGUCGGUGGAAUGGAAACUCAGGAGAAUCAGUAUCCGUGGAUGGUGGAGCUCCUUUACAACGGGAGAUUUUAUUGCGGGGGAUCAUGCAUCAACUCUCGCUUCGCCGUGACCGCAGCUCACUGUGUUCAGGGAUUUGAUAAGACUCGAAUAAGAGUGAGGAUUCUCGUGCACGCGUUAAACUCUUCCCUAUCACAGGGUAAAAUCAAAGAGUACGGAGUGGAACGAAUAAUCAAGCAUUCCGGAUACUCCCCCUUCAACUACAACAACGAUAUUGCUUUACUCAAAUUAGACGGGCCCAUCAAGUUUGACGAUUCAAUGAGACCGGUUUGCUUACCGGAGUUAUACAAGACUUUUAGCGGAGAAAAAGGGAUCGUUACCGGAUGGGGGGCGACGUCGGAAUCCGGACCGAUAUCCAAUAAGCUUCAGGAGUUGAUGGUGCCGAUCCUGAGCAACGUUGAAUGCAAGGCUUCUAAGUACCCUUCGCAGCGAAUAACGGACAACAUGUUGUGCGCCGGCUACCCAGAAGGAGGCAAAGACUCGUGCCAGGGUGACAGUGGAGGUCCUCUCCACGUAGUCAACGAUUCGGUUCACAGCAUCGUCGGAAUUGUAUCUUGGGGCGAGGGAUGUGCCCAGGCAAAUUACCCUGGAGUUUAUACAAGGGUAAACCGUUACGUAACUUGGAUACAGCACAACACACUGGAUGGUUGCUAUUGUUCGAAACACGACUGAUAUCGCCAGGAGUAUAUAAAUACCGAGUACACAUAUAUACGUAUGAAUAGUGAUGGAUUCAAGAGAAGCAAUUCACGACGUAUAUAGUCCACGCAAAUUUGCUGGUGCUGAUAAUACUGAUUCUCAAACUCAUUGUCAGUAUUCUUUGAGAUACCUGAAGUAUUUGUUCAUGUUAACAGCACGCGAAAAUCAAUGAAAAUCCAACGCUACUCUCAUUCGAUGCAUCUUAUCAUUGAGUUUAAUUUUAAGUGUUGAGAGAAUUAAAGGAAAAGUGUUGCAGUCGUUAUACUGUGCACUUAAAAAUCGCGAAAAGCAUAUCACCUUCAACAUUUUACUGAUUUGUUUGUUAUUCUUGAUCAACUUUUUUUCAUUUCGGUUAUCCUAUACUCAUUAUGAAUGUCGAUACUCUUGGGCUUGAUUAAUUGAGUUAUAGCUGAGAGACCUGAGAAUACUUGAAAUUGGCGAAAGGUGCAAUUUGCACGUAACUGUAUGCGUACUCUGAUACAGUUCUGCGAGAAUCGGGUCAGAUGUGUAAAGGCAAAAUUUGAUUUUUAAAACGGAAUACACAAGCAAAAGACUCCAGCGGAAAUCAAAAUAUUGAAAAAGGUGAAUGAUUGUAUUACGGAAACCAUUUUUGACCGUGAGUACUUGUUAAUAUUCCAUACUGCGUGUAUUUCUGUCGAAAUUGUAGGAGUCUGAAAAAAGAAAAGUGCUAUAUAAUUUGCCGCUAUUGUAAGUCGUGCACCUAUGAUUACAUUUUACCUCUUUCGCUGAAUAUGAAUUGUGAAACGGUGGUUAUCGUCACUCGUGAAAAUCCAUGCAGACUCAGCGUUUCUCGAGUUCAGUUCUUUCAGCAAAUUGUAAUGUAAUUAAAUUCGUGGAGCGCUAGCGGCGCCAAGUCUAGGGCGAAAGACCUGAUCGUUAAGUGUACAUAGUAAUGUAAUCUAGUCAAUUAAGCUUCGCACAACAUGUUAUUCAAAUAUAAUGUAAUUAUUUUUAUUUAAACAAAUAUAAACUAUUUAUUUUGGUA